Molecule: messenger RNA, 675 nt
Organism: Arabidopsis thaliana (thale cress)
Lineage: Eukaryota; Viridiplantae; Streptophyta; Magnoliopsida; Brassicales; Brassicaceae
Gene: HOS10
Product: high response to osmotic stress 10
Exons: 3
Coding region: 37-675 (212 amino acids)
Cellular component (GO): nucleus
Source: RefSeq, marked reviewed
CUUCUUGUCUCAUCACCCACACAUGUAACCAUCAUCAUGGGAAGAUCACCAUGUUGUGAAAAGGCUCACAUGAACAAAGGAGCAUGGACUAAAGAAGAAGAUCAACGUCUUAUUGAUUAUAUACGUAAUCAUGGUGAAGGCUCUUGGCGUUCUCUUCCUAAAUCCGUUGGGUUGUUGCGUUGUGGAAAAAGUUGUAGAUUAAGAUGGAUUAAUUACCUUCGUCCUGAUCUUAAACGUGGAAAUUUCACUGAUGGUGAAGAGCAAAUCAUUGUCAAACUUCAUAGUUUAUUUGGCAACAAAUGGUCUUUGAUUGCUGGGAAAUUACCGGGAAGAACCGAUAAUGAGAUUAAAAAUUAUUGGAACACUCAUAUAAAAAGGAAGCUUCUUAACCGUGGUAUUGACCCAAAAACUCACGGUUCGAUCAUCGAGCCUAAAACGACAUCGUUUCAUCCCCGAAAUGAAGAUUUGAAGUCCACGUUUCCCGGUUCUGUUAAACUAAAGAUGGAGACUUCUUGUGAAAACUGUGCUUCUACGAGCGGUACGACUACGGACGAGGAUUUACGGUUAAGUGUUGAUUGUGAUUACAGAUAUGAUCAUCUGGACAAGGAGCUAAACUUGGACCUAACACUCGGGUACAGUCCGACUCGAUUUGUCGGGGUCGGAUCUUGUUACUAG